Anarrhichthys ocellatus (wolf-eel) is the source of this 4183-nucleotide messenger RNA. It is a transcript of the gene stbd1, whose product is annotated as starch binding domain 1. NCBI's taxonomy places the organism in Eukaryota, Metazoa, Chordata, Actinopteri, Perciformes, Anarhichadidae. The transcript has 3 exons. The coding region runs from base 95 to 3223 and encodes 1042 amino acids. Gene Ontology annotation, molecular function: starch binding. The record is from RefSeq and is a predicted model, not a curated record. Gene Ontology annotation, cellular component: membrane.
UUCACGCGCACAGACAGAAACAAGCUGGAAAGGAGGAGGAGGAGGAACGGCUCGUGAUUUGUUUGUUUUUUUCCGCCUCCACAACUGGUGCGCCAUGCCGCUGAAAAACGGCAACACCGUGGCGGUGGAGAGACGCGUGGACCUGGCCUCGCUCUUCUGCAUGAUCGGGCGCCACGGUCCCGCCGUGGCUCUGGCCGUCAUAGCGGUGGUGUCCGUGGUGGCGGGUCUCGUCAUCUACCGGACCGUGAGGAGGAAGCGGAGGAAGGCCACGGCCGCCGCCGAAGGUGACUGUGACGGCGGCGGCCCCGAGGGAGACGAGUCGGUGAUCCGGGAAUCUCACGGCUCCGUGGAGUCGACAGACGUGAAUGAUGAAGGCUCAUCAGACGUGAAGGAGGAUGUGGAUCCGAUUUCGAGUGAUCUCAGAAUCCGGCACCGUCAUGUUGCUGUUGCCGAGGAGACACCUGCACCAUCUUCCCCUCCUGAGAGUGACGUCCGAUCACCAGACAUUGAGCGAGUCUCUUUGGACGGCACAGAGGAAGCAGCAGCAGUCGUGUGGGACUCUCACCAAGCAGAAGAGGCCAAUGGGAGCCCGCAGAGUGAUUCUUGCACAGAGGCUGAAAUGGUGUCGGAGGAUGCUGUCGGUCGCCAUCGGUGUGAAAGCGGUGACUCGAUUAAGGACGUGUUGGAAGAGUUCCACGAUAGCUGCUUGAAGGAGCCUGAGCCGAUUAAUGGAGAGGAGGUGUCAACAGCAGAAUGCCAAGAAGAUGAGGGCGUGACCCCGGAGAAGGAUGUUUUUGACGAGACACCCAGACAAGAGGACAGCUUUCAGUGUGCUUCGAACGAUCCGGUGUGCUUCCAACAAACCUCUCGUAUGAGUGAAAACGGUGAUGAAGCCGCAAGUAGCGUGGAGUCCAACUCGGAAGAGCCCGUCAUUCAUAUCGAAGGUGCAUCUCUUCCUAGCGUCUGUUGUGGGAAAGAUGAGGAGUUUGAGCGAGACAAUACAGAUGGCAUUGAUUUCAGUAGUUAUUCCGGCAAAGCUCGCCUCUCUCCAGAGGGGGAAAGUAGAAAUGAGAGUGAGGAGGCAGAAGAGCACCCUUUGGACUACCUGCCAAUCGGUCAACCGGCGGAGAUCUCGUCAUCAACAUUCCAACGAGAGUCAAACCUGCCACCUACGCAGCAGGAGCAGCCUGACCAUGCAAAGGACGAGGUGACGGCGCCCAUUCGGGAUAGUGAUCGGGAUGAAGAUGGUGGUCUAGCUGGUGAAGAAGUUGUUCAUGAAGACCACUUCAACGAACUUACAGCCGUCAAGUUGGACGCCACCUCGGCACAGUUCGACCAGCAAGGUGCGGAGGGGGUAAGCGGUCUUGUGUGUGAUCAAGAGGUUGGCGUUCUUUGCGAUGGUGCUGAUCAGGCGAAAGGGAAAAUGCCGACCAGCGGCAAUGACGUUGCCUGCAGCGAAGAACGUGACGGUUCAAGUGUGGUGCUCAGCCCUGCCGUGACCUUUUUGAACGUGCCCGUAAAGGCCGAUAAUCACACUGGCGCUCUGUCAGGUACCUCAAGCAUUGCUGACUUGUCAUUGGAUUGUCAGCCCCCGCAGAAAGCAGAUAAUACAGCUCCAUCUCUUGAUGAAGACACUAAUUAUACUAUUCUUGGCCCUCAAAUGCCAUCGCACAAGACAGAAAAUCUGCCUGAAAACAACGGAAAUGGCACAACCGUGGUGUUGGCUGAAGAACGCAAUGACCAAGUGUACUGCCCUCAUGUUCAAUCCCGUUAUGAAGACCAACAGACGAUAAGAAAGGAAGCUUUUGACGAGGCAAGUGUUGCUGCUGUUCUAGAUAGAGCUGCAAACGUACCUUCUGUGAUAGUUGACGAUAUAUCUUGUCCUCACCUGCAAUCCAUUUGCCAAGACCAACAAAUCGACCACGUGGAAAAGAAUGAAACUUCCGACGAGACGAGGAUCGAUUCUGCCACUGAUGCAGCUGCUUGCAACAACACUAGCUGCACUGCACUUUUAAUGUCUGAAGAACUAUCUCCUGACACGCAGUCUUCCUCCCAAGACCAACAGAGUGACCAAACAACAAAUAAUAAGGAAGAUUUUUCCGAAGUGACCGCUGCUCCCAUCCUGACGGAGGACAUAAAUCCUUCCUUGUGUCAAAUUUACUUGCCAUCUUUCGAGCAUUUUGCACUGGGGGAUAAGGACAUAUCAUCUGCUGGAGUUGGUGAAGAGAGUGGGAUUUCAAGCAUGGCCGUCAGCCCUGAUGCCGUUAACGAGUGUGACGUGAUCUUUGAAAAAAUGGUGCUUGAGGCGAUGGAUUGUGAUCUGAAGUCUGACGGCCAGACGGAGGCUCAAAGCGAUCUCUUUGCUGAUGAUGUAUCCGUCAUUGAAGAGGAUACUGCGUGUAUGGUGUUCGGGCCUUACCCAUCGCAUCCCGAGGACAUGUUUGGCCACGAGAUUGAGGACGGUUACUACAAAAUGAUAGAUCAGUUUGCGGCACAGAUUGCAGACAGCGUUACUUGCGUCACCGAAAAGCAGUCUGACAUGAAAGUUGUUGGGGAGGUUGUGGAGAGUAAAGAGAAGAAGAAAGGAGGAUGUGUUGACAUGAAGGAGGCAACAAAAGCAGAGAAGGAGAAGGAAGAGGACUACGAAAAGACUGAAAUCAGUAUCAUGGAAGCAACUAUGGACAAUAAUGAAUGGAUCAUGGAUAGUAACUACCAAGCCUUUCCCUGGAUGAAUCUUUCCGCCUUAUCUUUUGCCCAAGACGAUACAAAAAGCAACCAGUUUCCCACUGAAGAGUGCCAAUACAGCUCUGCUGCAGCAGACACCCAUUGUACGGACACAACAGAUAUCCCACCUUCUGCUGAAGUCCUACAAGCCGGCACUCUCUCCCUUGUCGACGAAGAUAUACAAAAUGUCCAGCCCAUGCCCCAGAAUGUCAAUGUGACCUUCCGCGUCCAUUACUUCACCCAAACGCCGUACCAGACGGUGGCUGUCACGGGAAACCAGCGGGAGCUAGGGAACUGGAAGGGAUUCGUCCUGCUGGAGAGAGCCAAGGACGGGCACUGGGCCACGACGGUCAGCCUGCCCGCAGAGAGCCACGUGGAGUGGAAGUUCGUGGUGGUGGACAAGGGGGAGUUGUGCCGCUGGGAGGAAUGCGGCAACCGCCUCCUCGACACGGACUCCGGGGACGAACUGCUGGUGCACAAAUGUUGGGCCCGCUUGUGAGAGGGAGAUCGGGAUGUGGUGUGUUCAGGAACCUUUGGUACCGUAUCCUGAACCAGAUAGUCAAGUUUGAUUGUUUCUACGGCCCGUCACAAGACCCAAAUGCGGAAUGGCCCCCAACACUGUAUCAUGUCAUACAUGCAUCCUAGCAUUGAUUUGGUAAAUGUGGGGGUCAUCAAGAGGAUACGUAUGUUUUUUUGGAUGUCAAGGUUGCAGAUGAUCAUCAUGAUCUAAUGGGACUUUUCUUCGAGGGUUGCUCUCUGAUAGCCAGUGACUAAGUGGAUCUUUCAGGGAACUGAAAAGAUUAUCAUCGAAAGACAGAAUCGUUGCCUAAGACGUCUCUUCCCCCCCCGUGGUUGUAUCUAUAAUUAUGCAAAUCGCACCUCUUUAAGAAAAUGGGUGACUUAAUGCAAGUGUUAAUUUGUGUAAAUGGCGACUUUACUAUAAUGUCCGUAUGCUGCUUCAGUACUCUCCAACGAUCUAUAAGAAUAAAUGCACAUGGUUCACUUUUACUACAGCAAUAAUGAAAGCAAUAACUGUAUAUUGUACACGGUAUGACUGGUGCAGGUAUUCUAUUGUUUACCACUAAACUGUGAUAUAGUUGUAACUCUGAUGCUGCUUUUAUCUGCUGGGACUGUGCAUGCAAUAUUGUCCCAUUGUUCUAUGAAUGUGCCUUUAAAACCUUUUCUUUUUUUUCAAUGAAUGUUAUAAUACGUCAAAACAAAUGUGGCUUUUCUUUUUAAAACGGCUUUGCUGGCCAUCCUUACAGUUUAGUUUCUUACAGUAUGUUUAUUUUCUCAAAACAGCUGUCACUUGUUUUUAGGUCAAGUUUCAGUGCAGGCUAUGGUCUCUAUAUCUCAGAUCAUGGCAGAGUAUCUUGUUAUGCAAUACUGUGAAGAUGAUGCUACUUUUAAUGUCAUUGAGGUGGAGUUGGUUACCAAAUAAAUAAAUAUUCCAAGUCUG